Molecule: messenger RNA, 2641 nt
Organism: Suillus plorans
Lineage: Eukaryota; Fungi; Basidiomycota; Agaricomycetes; Boletales; Suillaceae
Exons: 17
Coding region: 148-2544 (798 amino acids)
Biological process (GO): double-strand break repair via nonhomologous end joining
Cellular component (GO): nucleus
Molecular function (GO): DNA binding; DNA-directed DNA polymerase activity
Source: RefSeq, a predicted model, not a curated record
CGGUAUACUAACUGCGGACCGGUCGAUACUUCGUCUAUUGCGAACUCUUCGCGAAUCCCGAGCUGCAACGUUGAGUCAAGCGUUUAUGAACAUGGGGCAGCCAAGUUACCCGUAGUUGGAUCUGGAUCUCAUAUCACGAAGCCCACGAUGCACCACGAAGGCAAUAGUGACGCCAAACAUUUAUCGCCAGCGAGAUUGAUGCCCCAUGAUACCACUGCACAAACCCGCAAAUCAAGAGUUGCUAACCUAGUGGCACAUGAUGCCAUCAACGAAGAGCCCACAAAUGGCAACAGUCCGGAAGCUCGCAUUUUAGAUCAUAAUCACGAGGCAUCAGUUGAGAAGGAGAAGUUGCAGUCCUUUGCGCCAGAACUUGGCAUGCCCAGUCCACACUCAGAGUUGCUAGAACCCUCAUCCACGAAUACCAGCAAUAUCACGAGCCCCAGAAAUUCCCCUCUUGGAGCAUCACGCCACUCGAGUACCCCAGCUUCAUUAUCAUCAGAUCCAGGGGGCAUUCCACCCUUGUCCAGAGCGACCGUCGUUAAACAUCCAAAGGUCCGGAAGACUGUGAGCAGCUCGAGGAGCAAAGCUAAUAUUUCAAAGCAAAAUAAAGACCAGAAAAAUAAAGGAAAAUCAGCGCUCGUUACUCCUUUAGAAUAUGCGCAGAAGUUGAAUUUUGACUUGCCAAAGAAGCGCAAGUCUGAUUACCUCAAGGGAAAACAAAUACUGUAUGUCGGUGGGGACAUGCAGUAUGCAGGCGUCCUGACGCGUGGUCGCAUGGACUACAUCAUCAAGCAUGGUGGCACCUUGGUACCAUCGUACGACCCUACUACCGUAACUCACAUCGUGACGGAUGCGACAACUCGCCCGACCCUGAAAGCCCUCGGACUAAAAUCGUUGAAAGAGAUCCCUGACAAUAUCCCAACGGUCACUUGGAGUUGGGUGAUAUCCGGGUACGGUCGUUUGGGCUACAACAAGCUCAGGGGCAAACACGAUGAGGAAGCAAAUGAUACGAAAGGCAAGGCUAACGCCAUAGAUGAUGAUGAAAGCCUUCUCGAUUUCGAAUUUCUACACGCGGCAUUCCCUCAACGCAUCCAUGCCGGCAGAAGCUGGCAGAAGAGAGGACAGGGAAAUUUGGUUCAAACAAAGGCACAAGUAACCGCCUCUACGGACGAUCUUGGUGGAGAUUUCCACAUUUCCUCCUUGACUGAAGAUCAUCUAACUAAAAAUCAACAGCCCCUAGCGCCAAAGCUAGUGGUUCUUCCUCCUGCACCCCUCACAUUUGUUCCCACGGGGAAAGCUUCCAGCACAGCCCAUAAUAAUAAUAACCAAAGCAAUCACAAGCCACAGUCUAAUACAGAAGACCCUCUUGCUGAAUUUUACGAGAAAGCGAGGGCUGAACGAGAACAAGCUAGAGGUCUUGGACAAAGCGAAACCGACGAGAGCGAUCAAGAAGAAGAGUUUUCGAAACCAGCACAUGUUCCACGGCGGGGUUUUACGUGCGACCGAAAGGAACCUGAGCAGCGCAAAUGCAUGAAUCAAGAUAUCAUUGAAAAGCUGGAGGAACUUAUGGAGUUGCACAAGGCAAAACUAGGUGAAGAUGAUCGUUGGCGAGUGUACAGCUACUCGAAAUGUAUUCGUGCCUUGCGCAAUUAUCCAAAGAAAAUCAAAUCAUUCAAUGAGGCCCGGUCAAUCACGGGCGUCGGUGAGAAGACUGCCCGAAAGAUCAUGGAAAUCAUCGAAACCGGUGAUUUGAGACGCAUUGGCUACGAAAAAACGGAUGACGUCGAAGCCAUUAACUUAUUUCAGGGGAUAUAUGGAGUCGGCCGACAAAUAGCUUACAUGUGGUAUACUAACGGAUGUCGGACGCUAGAUGAUGUUCGAGCUCGGAAAGGUGGCAUUAAAUUAUCUCACGUGCAGGAAGUUGGUUUACAAUUCCAUGAUGAUAUCAAUGAUAGAAUGCCACGCAGUGAAGCAGAGAGUAUCUUCAACUUGAUUAGACCCAUUGCUCUCGAGCUCGACGAGCACCUUUACAUUGAUAUCAUGGGUAGUUUUAGAAGGGGCAAAGCUACUUGUGGCGACAUUGAUAUCAUAGUGACUCGACCAACCUCAGAUGGGAUAACCCAUGCAGGUCUUCUUCCGGAGCUGCUCGCCCGUCUGCAUGCUGCAAAGAUCCUGACAGAGGAUUUGGCAUUGCCUGAUGAUUUUUCCGCUCUCGAAUUAUGUUAUCGUGGAUUGUGUAAGCGUCCCGAACCGGAUGCAAAGCGCCGACGCAUCGAUAUCUUAUGUGUUCCUUGGGAGAACAGAGGAGCAGCCCUCCUUUACUACACGGGCGACGACAUUUUCAAUCGGGCCAUGAGAAUGAAGGCAAAUGUUCUCGGGUAUUCUCUCAAUCAACGAGGUUUGUAUGGAGGCGUGGUUCGAGACCCCUGGAACAGACGUGUCAAGAUUUCUGAAGGCAACAUUGUUGCGUCUGAGACGGAAGAAGAAAUAUUUAAAAUUCUAGGGGUACCAUGGCAGGAGCCGCAUGAACGUGUACGGGGUUGAAGUGAUGCAGUUGAGCUCUUGAACUUUACGCCCUGAAUGAGGUUGAUGAACUUCCGUGACUCGUACUCGAUGUUACCAGAAGACGGGUAAAGGGAUC